Molecule: messenger RNA, 6125 nt
Organism: Lepisosteus oculatus (spotted gar)
Lineage: Eukaryota; Metazoa; Chordata; Actinopteri; Semionotiformes; Lepisosteidae
Gene: smpd3
Product: sphingomyelin phosphodiesterase 3
Biological process (GO): sphingomyelin metabolic process
Cellular component (GO): extracellular region; cytoplasm
Molecular function (GO): sphingomyelin phosphodiesterase activity
Source: RefSeq, a predicted model, not a curated record
GACUGGUGGUGCUGGAAGAGCACAAUUCAGUGAGCGGAACUCGGGGCAGUAUAUGGACCUUUUCCCUUCUCUGCAUUAGAAUGGGAACAUAUCGAAAGGAUCCUGUCUGGGCUCGCGAAAGUGACUGACGCCAACGCAGAGCUCCACACGCUCCAGGCUGGUCUUCACCAGAAACGUUCGCCACCCUGACAUUGAACACACUGUUCUUCCCAAGUUCCCGGAGGGCUCCAAAUCCAGGAAUGUCAGCGCCCACCAGCCUCUAGCACAGCCGGAUGCAGAAUUGCCUCGGUUUCAGACGAUUUCUUGGGAGUCCCUCACCAUGGUCAUAGCUGUGUUAAGAUUAUAGACCCCCUGUGGAAGACUUGGGGGGUAGGGAGGAGGACCGGUUUCUGCACAAGGGGGUGUUUGUUGACUGGCUGACGGCUGGGGAACCAUGUAGUGGACCUUUCUGUGGGGGGGGCGGGCGAUUUUUUUCUGGGUCAAGAUGGUUCUGUACACGUUGCCCUUUUCUAGUGCCUUCCUGAGAGUUCUUCACUGUUUCGCCUGGGGCCUCAUUUUCCCCUGCUAUUGGCUCCUGGAUCGGCUGCUGGCCUCCUUCCUGGUUACCACCUAUGAGAAGAGGCAGCGCUCAGAGGACCCCUGCUACUUCUUGGCCUUUUGCAUCUUAAUCUCUACACCGGUCUACCUGGUGCUGCUGGUGGCAUCCCUGCCUUUUGCCUUUCUGGGCUUCUUGAUCUGGGCCCCAUUACAGGCUGUCAGGCACCCCUACAUCUAUUCCAAAAGAGGACGGCCCGACAAGAAUCGGGCAGAGCAAGGCACAGCCGGGACACCAGUGGGCGAGUGGAAGGCUCAGGGCAAGAGUUUUUGCUUUUGCACUGCAAAUGCGUGCCUCCUGCCUGACUCGCUGGCCCGCUUCAACAACCUCUCCGACACCCAGGGGCGGGCCAGGGAAGUGGGCAAGAGGAUCCGCAACGGAGCCAGCCGCCCACAGAUCAAGAUCUACAUUGACUCUCCCACCAACACGUCUAUCAGCGCGGCCAGCUUCAGCAGCCUGAUUUCGCCACAGGGCGGGGGGGAGGGCCCCCAGCGGGUGGCUGGUGUCCGCCGUACCUCCUCUCUGGAGUACAAAGUGGAGAGCAAUGGGGAGGCUGAGAAGGAGCAGGAGGAGGGGGGUAACCGGGAUGAGGAGUGUGUGCCGCUCAAUGACUGCCCCUCUGGCGUGCAGAUCAGCAUCAGUGCUCCUGAGCCAGAGGGCGAGGAGGACCAGAAGGGUCAGGCUGCCAACCACAAGCCCAAGGAGGGCGACUCAGGCAGCCUGGACAGCAGGACAGCCUCCCGGGAGUCGCUGGUGAAGUUCCACGUGGCUGAUGGGACCCUGUCCAAUAACAAACUAACGUACCACACCUCUGUGCUAAAGAAAGCCUCCGCGAGGAAGCGGCGCCACGGAGACGACUCGUUCGACCACGAGAUCUCCGCCUUCUUCCCUGCCAACCUGGACUUCCUGUGCCUGCAGGAAGUCUUCGACAAGCGGGCAGCAGGAAAGCUAAAAAGGCAGCUGCACCGCUACUUCCAGUACAUUCUGUACGACGUGGGCCGGUACGCCUGGAAGGGCUGUUCCCGCUUCAAGUUCCUCAAUAGUGGGCUGCUGCUGGCUAGCCGGUACCCCAUCCUGGACGCCUCGUACCACUGCUACCCAAACGGCCGUGGGGAGGACGCUCUCGCGGCUAAGGGGGCGCUCUUCGUUAAGGUGCAGGUGGGAUCCACUCCUCAGGACCAAAGAAUCGUGGGAUAUAUUUCCUGCACUCACUUACACGCUCUCGAAGGAGAUGCCGCAAUCCGCUGUGAGCAACUGGAUCUGCUCCUGGAAUGGCUGGCGGAAUUCCGGAAAUCAACCUCCCAUCCCAGCGGAGGUCAAGGUCCAGAGGAUCAGGUGGCAUUCGACGUGAUUUUGGGGGACCUCAAUUUCGACAACAGCUCCUCGGAAGACAAGCUGGAGCAGCAGCACGUCCUGUUCACUCACUACAAGGACCCGUGUCGGCUGGGGGCUGGCGAGGAGAAGCCAUGGGCUGUCGGGACACUUCUGAACCCCACUGGACUUUACGAUGAAGAGGUCAGCUCUCCAGAGAGCCUACAAAAAGUAAUGGAGAAUGAAGAGGGGAGGAAGGAGUACUUGGUUUAUCCCACCAGCAAGAACCACUGCUCUAGUCAAAAGGGUCGGAAGAUACCACUCAAGGGCAGCGGGAGGAGAGUUGACUACAUCUUGUACACCGAGGAAGGACUGCAGCAGGACUGGAAAGUGGAUGUGGAGGAGUACAGUUUCGUCACUCAGCUGGCUGGACUGACCGAUCACCUGGCAGUGUCCAUGCGCCUGACUGUGUCGACAGGAGAGGAGGAGCCCUAGGCCAAACAGAGCCCAGCCAGAACUACUGGGGCAGGGAGAAGGAGAAAGAUGGGGGAAGACAGCUCUGGACACUCAGGAUGGAUGGACCAGGAGAGAGAGAGAGAGAGAUGCACAGAUGUUUCCUCUUUGCCCGUGACCUCAAACCUCUCAGCUGGGCCAAAACGCCCCUACGUUUCAAUUUUAAACAAACUUGAUGAGGACAGCUGGAGACAGUUUAGGGGCCAUCAGCUCUUGUUAAGUCAUCAGUUCUGCUCCUUGUGCUCAUCAGAGCUGAAGGAUUCAAAGAAGCUUCGUACAGUUGAUCAGUGCCAUUCUAAUUUACAGAAACAACAUGCUUUUCUACCAGUACACAGUACGAUUUCAUUUCUUUCCCAUCUGUGACUUCAUCUGUUUUUUUCUUUUUCUUUUGUCUAGCAUUUGAAUGACAUUUAUUAGAUUGUUUACAUUUUGUUUGUUUAGUAACGGGGAAAUCUACAUAUUUAAUGUUCGCAUGAAAUGCAUCGCUGAAAUGAACUGAAAAGUUGCAUGAAACUCACAGUGAAGCACCGAGUUCCCCAGCAACUGGAAUUUCCCCUCUUUAUCACGGUUUCAGCAUGGAGAAGGAGAAGAAACUACCCUCUCUUCUUGGCUCCUCUCCCUCCCUCUUUUCAAGGAAUCUUCUGCUAAGUGUCUUUUUUUCUAAAGUCUUUCUAAGGUUUAUAAUAUUACCUCACCAUCUUUGUAGAAAAUUUAUAUGCAUAUGUAUACUGGUAUAUAUAUAUUUUUUUCUUUUUCUGUAUGCUGACAUUCCACAGCUUUUGCAGUUACCUUUCCAAAUUCUUAACACUGUUUUAACAGCCAAAAUAGUUCAAAGUUCACCUGCUUUCCAUUCUCUGUAUUGUACAACGUACACCCUGUCGCUUUCAUGGAAAAAUGCAGAUGGUCCUUUUUGCAGGACUGACUGUGGAUGUCUGUAGCUAGUCCCUAAAAUCCUGGCAUGUCAAGGUAACUCGGGAUGGAUGUUUGGAAGGUUAUCAUCAAGCUUUAAGUCUGCUUGGUUGCAAGAGGCAUUACUGGAUUCAAAGUUAACAUUUGAAAUUUAGGGAUUAAAAGCUGGUGGGAAAUCAGGGCUGUUAAUUCAGUGCUCACAAUUGCACCCUUACCACCCCUGCUGCUCUGAAUGCUGUUUUGCAUGUCAUGGAUGCCCAGUUGGUAUAAAUGCACUUCUGAAGAGAUUUAAAUCUGGAGGGCCACACCUCUGACUGCAUUUGCCAAUGCAAAUGAUUGUGUUUAUUCCAGGUUUCUUUUUUAAAGGUAACUCAGUAUUUCUAGAGCAUGUUUUUUUUUUAUUUAACCACGUGACUUUUUGAUAAUAAAAGGGCCUGGCUUGAUGAGAGGACCAUGCAGUAUUUCCACAGCCUCUUACCCCUCUCCAACUCCAAACUUCCCAGCCUCUCUAAGUGACAACACUGUCAUAGAUUCAUAUGGUAUUCUUGACCUUGCAUUAAAAACGUAACACUUUUUAAAUUUUACUGACACUAAAAAACCCUUAUUGUUUGUUCCUCGUGUUUUUUACCUGCUACUUUUCAAUUUUACACAGAAAAAAAGAUUAAUGAUUCAAGUCAUGGGAAGACAGCAUCAUAUCUAGAGACUUUUUGUUCCUAAAAGUCUGUAAAUUGCUAAAGAGUGAUCGCUGUUCUGUUUGUAGCCUCUCAAAGUAUAAGCUGUGAGAGCACAGUCAUAGUAACUAAUGCAGAAAUGUUUUUUUUUACUCAUGGUAAAAGUUCCUCUUAACUAAAUUAUAUUUAAAAAAAACUUUUAAAAAAUAGAAAAAUUAACUUGAAAGGUACAGUAUAAAUGCAGAAGUGUUAGAUAAAGGGUAUUUAAUUCCCUUUGGUCUACAUUUUUACAUUAUCACAAAAGUGACCUACCACUGACCUGGAGACAGAACGUUUUAAAAUUAUGUUUCUUUUCACGGAUUUGGAGGAUUAUUUUAAAUAAAGCUGCAAGAGAGCCUUGGAGAUCAGAUAGUUAAAUUUGGGGGCAUCUAUUUUCGUUACUGACAUCCCUGAGUGUGGUCUGGACAGCAUAAAUCACACUUUGCCAUCAUCUCAGUGUGUUAGUUGAGGUUAUUAUCUUCUUGGAAAGUGUCUGGUUGAGGACAGAAAAGGAGAAAAAGAUAUAAAGAAAUGAAAACCUGUCCUUGUAUUCUUUAAGAAUAGGUAAAAUUACCUGAGCUUAACCUGUCCUUUCCAUAAUGUGCUGGUGGUGUUGUCACAUUUAGGUGAAAACUAUCAAUUAAGAUUUGAGCAGUGAGGCAGUGAAGGUUUAUUGCAAAAGGAAGUUAAAAAUAGUCAAACUGGUGUAGAAGAAUGAACAAAGAAAGUAUGAUGAGGGUGUGAAAGUAUACUUCGUGAGAGGCUUAUCUACUAAGGCCUCUACUAGAGGAAUGCAGAAAGGAGCUUGUGGAGUGGAGGUUACUGGUUCAAAUCUAGACUGUGCCACUUGCAGAAUGUGGCCAGAAUCUCAAAUAGAUAAACAAUUUAUAGGUUAACCUCGAUCAUCCAUUGCUUAUUGUUAGCUAAAUAAUAACAACUAGGGCUGUCAGACCCUUGCAAGGUUUUCUGUCCUAUUCAUGAGAGUGCUGGUGUCCCAGGCUCAUAGUACGAGACGCAUCAAAUGACUGGAAGGAGUUUGCUUGACAGCAAGUUUGUUAUUUUUCUUUUUCUGGCUGCCGCAAGAAGCCUGUACUUGUGGGGUCAGGUUGAGUAUUCGUUUGAAUUGGUCUGCUUGAGACGGGGUAAACAAAUGAUGAUUCUGGGGGAAAUAAAGACUCUGGGAACCAUCGGCAUUUACACGCAAGGAACCUCAUGUGCAUCAGCCACUAUUUUGUAAGGUGUUUACAUUGCUAAAUCACGAACCAUUGUAAUGUACAGUAUUUAUACUGCCACUCAUUGCAGUAUCUUUCUGUUUAUGGAACUCUGUCUAGCUGAGCUUUACUACACAGGAAUAUACAGCACCAACACAGUUUCAUGAACGUGUCCUGAAUGUGCUGAGCUCUUUCAUGGGCUCAUUGCAUCAGAACAUCACACCCCAGGGGAGGAAGCCGAGUUAAACCAACAGUUCAAGCUCGUCUUGUCAUGGUGCUGGUUACUGUCCCAGAAGUCAGCACUAACAGACCCUGAAUACUUUAUUACUUACCCUCCACACCCCAUGGCACACUAACACACCAAUUCUGAAAUGUGUGUAUUCUUUUUUUUCCUUACAUUUUUGUAUCAUUUUUAUUCAGUUGUCAAUCUGGUUGUGCAUCUGUCUUGCCUUCUUUUUGAAAACAUCCUUCCCUGGAGUCUGUAUUCGGAAAACUCAGCUGCUGCCCUGGGCUCUCAUGAGGUGCUGCUUUCCAGUGGCUCUUUAGCAAAUCCUGCUGGCAGAUGGGAAGAAGACUUGAUGGAUUGUUUCCUGGGCUGGAGUGGCCCCUGGCCUGAAGGAUGCUGAAACAGAUACAGGGUAUCUUACUUGACUGUGGUUCCUGCAUGCUCUCUGUAAGAUACGCUACAUGGCUUUUAAUCUGUCUCUGACAAUACUGUAGCAGAUCUUCUCUCUCUGUCCAUUUUUUUAAAAAUGAAUGUUGGGCAAGUAGUCAGAAGCGACUUUGUUUAGCAGGCAAAGGAGUGAUGUUUUAUACAGCCGCUCAUUCUGCAAAAGUCUUAUUUCUUCUGCUUUUUAAAACUGUUUCCUCUUUGAA